Molecule: messenger RNA, 1137 nt
Organism: Indicator indicator
Lineage: Eukaryota; Metazoa; Chordata; Aves; Piciformes; Indicatoridae
Product: histone-lysine N-methyltransferase SETMAR
Exons: 2
Coding region: 1-1137 (378 amino acids)
Cellular component (GO): nucleus
Molecular function (GO): histone H3K9 methyltransferase activity; protein binding; zinc ion binding
Source: RefSeq, a predicted model, not a curated record
AUGCAGCCUCAGAAGCAUGGUGCACAGAGAAGCGGAGCCCCCCCGGUCGCCCACCACCGCGGGAGCGUCGCAGGGCAAGAGACACAAGAUGGCGCCGGCCCGACAGCACCUGGCGAGCUCUGCGGCUCACGGCGCCGCCUCGCCACAGCGCAUGCGCGCCCGCACGCACUGCGUCUCUCCCGUUUGGCCAAUCAGAGAGAGGCUUCAGCCCGGACAGCCAAUCAUCACAGGGCAGGGGACGGGGCUGGAGUUAUGGCGGCCGGGACUGAUCUGAGCGGAGGGUUGGAGCCGGUCGCCGUGGCAGUGGCACCGCCAGGGGAGGCCCCGCCGGCCUUUCAGUACAGCCCAGACAACGUGGCUGGAGCAGAUGGAGACGUUGACCCCACUGAAAUCACCUUCCCAGGCUGUUCUUGCCUUACCAGCUCCUGCCUGCGUGCCACCUGCUCUUGCCUUCGCCACGGUGAAAACUACAGCAACUCAUGCCUCAGGGCUGCAGAGCAAGAGGAGGGCUACACCAGGCCUGUGUUUGAAUGCAAUGCCAUGUGCCAGUGUGGGGAAUCCUGCCAGAACAGGCUUGUCCAGAGGGGUUUGCAGCUCAGGCUGGAGGUGUUCAAGACUGAAAGGAAAGGGUGGGGGCUUCGCACGCUGGAAUUCAUAGCUCAGGGCAGCUUCGUCUGUGAGUAUGCUGGGGAAGUUCUGGGCUUUAAGGAGGCACGUAGAAGAAUUCAGGCCCAGACCCCAAAGGACUCCAACUAUGUCAUAGUGGUGAGGGAGCACCUCCACAGCGGUGGGGUCCUGGAGACAUUUGUGGACCCCACAUACACUGGUAACGUCGGCAGGUUCCUGAACCACUCCUGUGAGCCAAAUUUAUUCAUGGUGCCAGUUCGGGUUGACUCAAUGGUGCCUAGGCUGGCCCUUUUUGCAGCCACUGAUAUUUCUGCUGGAGAGGAACUUUCCUAUGAUUAUUCUGGAAGAUUCCAUAAUUUACCAAACUCUGACAGAGAACAGAAACCUCCAGAGGAAGCUGAUGGCCUGAGGAAGCCUUGCUACUGUGGUUCCCGCACCUGUGCUUCCUUCUUGCCUUGGGACAACUCCCUCUUUUCCACACCAGAGCCUUGCUCAGGGAGUUCUCCAUAG